UACGACAAGAAACAAAGAUGGAGUACUUAUCUCGGGGAUUUAAGUCAGUUUUGGGCAAUCAACAGGGUGGUUCUCAACCUUCUCCUCACGAAACGGUUGAAAGAUUAUGUGACCGCGUAGCCUCUUCUACGCUGCUGGAAGAUAGACGGGAUGCUGUUCGGGCGCUCAAGUCUCUCUCGAAGAAAUUCCGCCUUGAAGUUGGAACACAGUCAAUGGAUCUCUUGAUAAAUGUGUUACAAACAGACAGGAAUGACACAGAGAUCACAGGUUUAGCCUUACAAACUUUUUGCAACCUGCUUUCUGCUGAUCCAGCUCAAGAUGAAGGUGGUCGAGAUGCCAGUCAAACUGCUUCUGAUGUUGAAUUAGGGGUUCAGUUUACAGAAAUUUUCAUCAAGAAAAGUGAUAAUGUCACUUUGUUACUUGGGCUUUUAGAGGAGUAUGAAUUCCAAGUUAGAUGGCCAACCGUUAAACUUCUUACUGUGUUACUGACAAACAAAAGUUAUCAACUGCAGCAGUGCAUUCUAGUAAGCCCCAUGGGUGUAUCCAGACUAAUGGACUUACUGUCAGACAGUAGAGAAAUCAUUAGAAAUGAGGGUCUCUUGUUGCUAAUACAGCUUACCAAGUCUAAUGCUGCUAUCCAGAAAAUUGUUGCCUUUGAGAAUGCAUUUGACAGACUCCUUGAAAUCAUUACAGAGGAAGGUUACAGUGAUGGAGGAAUUGUAGUGGAGGACUGUUUGCUACUGAUGCAAAAUUUAUUAAAAUUGAAUGUUUCAAACCAAAACUUCUUCAGAGAAGGGAGUUAUGUUCAAAGACUUACUGCAUUCUUUGAGUUGGAUCAAGUUUCUUCACCGGCCACUCCUGAAAAUCAAGACAGUACAUGGUCAACACAGAAAGUGUCAAAUAUCAAGCUUAUGUUGCAGCUUGUCAGAGUGUUAGUUUCUCCAGACAAUCCUCAACAGGCCACAGCCACUUGUCAAAAAAUAAUGAACCAAUGUGGAUUGUUGAGGUUACUUUGUGGUAUACUUAUGUCAACUGGAAUUCCUGCCGACAUCCUCACUGAGACUAUCAACACUGUAUCAGAAGUAAUCAGAGGAUUCCCAGCAAAUCAAGAGUACUUCUCUCAAGUGAAUGCUCCUUCAAACCCCCCUAGUCCUGCCAUUGUUGUCCUUCUCAUGUCCAUGAUAAAUGACAAGCAGCCGUUCAACCUUCGCUGUGCUGUCUUGUACUGCUUUCAGUGCUAUCUUUACAAGAAUGAACAGGGACAGAAUGACAUUGUGACAACAUUGCUACCAUCUUCAGCUGCAGCUGCCAGUAACAUUUCUGCAGGACAGCUGCUUUGUGCUGGUUUGUUCAGUCCAGACCCUCUGUCCAACUGGUGCGCGGCAGUAGCUCUUUCUCACUGUCUAAAGGGUAACCCCACCCAAAAAGAACAGCUUCUCAGAGUACAGCUGGCAACCAGUGUGGGAAAUCCUCCAGUUUCCUUGCUUCAGCAAUGUACCAACAUGCUCUCACAGGGUGGAGAGAUACAAACACGUGUUGGUUUGUUGUUGUUGCUGUGUUCGUGGUUAUCCAAUUGCUCCUUGGCCGUGUCUCAUUUUCUUCAUAAUUCUGCCAACAUUCCAUACCUGAUGGCUCAAGUCGAGGCUCAUGGCGAGGAAGCUGACAGACUGGUUGGAGCUCUCUGUGCUCUUCUUUUAGGGAUUUGUUUGGAUAACAACGACAAUUCAGAAGCUACAUGUCAGAAGGACGAUCUUCGAAACUUAAUAAUCAAGAGAAUAGGGAGUGACAACCUUUUGGACAAAAUUAGUUUUAUAUCCAAGUCUGAGUUUUUCACGGCUGCCGUCAAAUCUCCUGAGCUGCUGUGACUAAAGCUAUCGAAGAGGAACCUUCACACCAGCAACUAGCGAACCACGUGAACGGGAAACCCUCACAGGGAAUGGAGAACCAUGACUCGAUCAUAUCAUCGUACAAAGAACUUAUUAGAGAACAGGAUGAAGAAAUCGGAAAACUGAAAUCAAGAUACGGUGACAUGGAGUCGUCUUACAACCAGGCACAAGCACAGAUUCAACAACAGUCUCAGGAGAUCCAGGAGCUUCGUGAACAACUCCUUGUGGCUCAGACUUUUCAGCCCCAGUCUUCGGGCGUGACUGAAUCAUUCUUCACUGAAAAUGUGGAAUUAACAAAUCUUAGAAAUCAAGUCAGUGAUCUUCAACUAAGUAGAGACUCGCUACAGGAGGAUGUCAAAACGAAAGAUGAAAAAAUAGGAAAGUUGGAGAAAGACCUAGAAGUCUGUCAGGCCUCGUUGGCCGUGGCUCAUGCAGCCGCUGAGCUAGCUGCGGGCUCAGAAGCUGCAGAAUUCCCAUCAGUACCUCUGAGCAUUACAAGUCAGCAACUAGAAGAAUUAGAACAGCUGAAGCGAAAAGUGGUAUCACAGCAAGAGGAGUUAGACGUGCUUAGAAAUCUGAACACAGAACUUGAAAACGAAAUGGAAGUGAUGAGAGAAGAGGGGAUUGAUACGCCAACGAAUAGCACAGAUGAAGUGAAAGCUGAGCUGGAGAAGGCCAGAACGGAAAGCCACGACAAAAUAAGACUGUUAGAGGAAAAAUUAGCCACCACGGAGAAUGAAAUGAGCAGAAUGAAAGAGGAAAAGGCAGAUCUGGAAAAGGAACACGAAGAUCUUUUGGUUAUGCUAACUGAACAAGAUAACAAAAUUAUGAAAUAUAAGAAACUAGCGAAACAGGCUGGACAAGAGGUCAGCGAAGACGACGAUGACGGUGAUGACGAUGACGACGAGGAAGAGGAGGACGACGAUAACGCGGAGAAUGAUGACGAUUUUGAGAAGAAUGAUGACGAUGAAAAUGAAGACGGGUCUGAUAACCACGACGAGAAUGAAACAAAACAGGACACAAAACAGCCAAACACGGACGACACAGAAUUGGACGAUGAAGAACUUACGUGAAAUACAAAAGAAUCUAACUGCAUCAGCUCUAUUGAUGUCAAACGAAAAACUAGGCAUUCUAAACAGAAGUAGAAUGAUGCCCAUUUUUAACGACAGUGUAUAUUAAUUUUAUUAAGAAUUUUAAAUUCAUUGCAUCAGUUCCGGCAACAAUGAAUGAGUUACUUCGUCUUUGGUUCCUCAGAUUACACGUUCUUAAAAAUUAUCAAACUAAAUAACAGAAAAUUGAGAAACAUUUCUAAACGUCAUUUGCCUAUAUUGAAAAAUAUUCAGCCAAGAGGAAAUGUAGGAUUUUGUCUUCGUGUGUUCGUUUUACAAGGGAAACGAGACACUUUGGAAAAGAAUCAAAGUUCUUUCCCCCAAAGAAAAAAUAAUAAUAAUUUAUAUACUGGUACUUGGAUUUACUGUGUUGUUUGGUAGAAGCUAGCGUUGCAACGUUCAAUUUUGUUUGUUACCCAGUUUUAAAAAAACACGAAAUUUGAACAAGAUUGUUCGUCGAGCGUAAAAAUUAAAGAAAUACUUUCUGAAGGAGUUAAGUCAUCAGAAAAUUGCCCCUUUCAGGUGGGAAACGUAGAAUACAUUUUCCUAAAACACAUUACAGUAGCCAAUUAGAACAAAUGUGGGAGGAAAGAAAGAGGAUGGCUAUGUUUUGGGUAUCACAAGCUUGAGGAACUAGGACUUUGACGUUUUUCUUGAAGAAGUUUAGUAUGGGAUUGUUCAGGUAAAUAUUAAAAAAAGAUUUUGUCAGUUGGCACUCAAAAAACGAUUGCUGUUUCCAAAUUUAAUAAGUUCUAAUAUGAAUUGUAAUUAAAGGUUAUUUGUGCACUUGUUGUGUGAA
This is a messenger RNA of Pocillopora damicornis (cauliflower coral), 3794 nucleotides long. RefSeq names its product general vesicular transport factor p115. Gene Ontology annotation, biological process: intracellular protein transport; transcytosis; endoplasmic reticulum to Golgi vesicle-mediated transport. The record is from RefSeq and is a predicted model, not a curated record. NCBI's taxonomy places the organism in Eukaryota, Metazoa, Cnidaria, Anthozoa, Scleractinia, Pocilloporidae. Gene Ontology annotation, cellular component: Golgi stack; cytoplasm; endoplasmic reticulum.